CGAGUGGCUUUCCGUUUACCCGUGCUAUGCUCCGACUCAGGGUCGUCUUGCUUCGCUGAUCCAGACUGGUCCAACCUUGGGAGCCCUUGACGAUACCGAGGCAGGAUGGCUUCUACACCGCCAGAGGCUGGACGGCAUAUCCCCAUGGAGAAAGAGCCCGAGAUCCCCUUGGAGACAAAGAUUUCAGGUGAUGCGAUCGCCUGGGAUGCUGCAGACAGCGCAGACGACGACCUUGGCUCUGCUGCUGCCACAUCCUCCAGAGCCACCAGCAAGUUUGCCUUCUCCACAGCACAUCUACAUCAGCUCUCCCAGCUGCGGUCGACAGACGCGCUCGAUGCCUUUGGCGGCAUCCGCGGCCUGGCUGCUGGCCUCCGGACCGACACCAGGGCAGGGCUAGGCGUUGACGAAGACCGCCUCGAUGGCGCGGUGUCCAGGCAAGACGCCCUCACCGCCGCUCGCGCAGCAUCCAUGCGGAAUACGAAAUCACCUCCGACAGAGACCCAUCUCACCGACAUCCUCCACGUCCCGGGCCUGCUGGCCAACAACACGCCGCAGGGCCACACGGACCGACGACUGGCAUUUGGCGAGAACCGCCUCCCCAAGCCCAAGCCCAAGUCCUUCCUCCAGCUGGCCUGGCUCGCCUUCAAUGACAAGCUCAUCUUCCUGCUCCUCACGUCUGCCACCAUAUCUCUGGCACUGGGCAUCUACGAGGCCGUAGCUGCGAACGACGACGAUGGCUCCAAUCUGGAGUGGGUCGAGAGCGUGACCAUCAUGGCCGCCGUUUUCGUCAUUGUCUUUGCCAGCGCGGCCAACGACUACCACAAGAACUACCGCUUCGAGAAGCUCAACGCUAAGAAGCAGGAGGGCUGGGUCACUGUGGUCCGCUCCGGCCGCGCCCAGCGCAUUUCCGUCUUUGACGUGCUCGUCGGGGACAUCUUGCGGAUCGAGGCGGGCGACAUCCUCCAUGCUGACGGGGUCCUCGUGGAAGGGUCUAGAGUGGAGUGCGACGAGUCCUCACUGACGGGAGAGGCCGACAUCAUGCACAAAAGCCCAGCGACCGCCGCUGGCACUGCUGAUGGAGCACAGCCGACGACCGGAGGAGAGGCAGCAGCAGCAGCAGCAAAGCAAGACGUCUUCCUCUUCAGCGGCACCAAGGUCGUCCACGGUAUUGGUGCCAUGCUCGUCACCGCCGUCGGCAGCAAGUCCACGCAUGGCCGUAUCCAGCUCUCCCUGCGAGGGACGGUCGAGCAGACGCCACUGCAGCACAAGCUCGGACGGCUGGCCAAGUACAUCAUCGUCGUGGGGUUCAUCGUCGGCAUCCUGUUCUUCCUGGCGCAGUUCAUCCGGUGGUGUGUCAACCUGCAGUACUUUGAAGGCAGCCCCGAGGACAAGGGGGAGAGUUUCCUCGACAUCUUCAUGUUGGCGGUGACGGUGGUGGUGAUUGGCGUGCCGGAGGGGUUGUCCCUCGCAGUGGCUGUGGCGCUGGCGUUUGGCACGUCGCGGAUGCUCAAGGACAACAACCUCGUCAGGCUCCUGCGGUCAUGCGAAGUCAUGGGCAACGCGACAACCAUCUGCUCUGACAAGACGGGCACCCUGACGCAGAACAAGAUGACGGUCGUGGCCGGGACUAUCGGGACCGAGCAGUUUGGCGCACAUGAUGAUGAGCAUGUUGGUGACGGUGACGCAUCUGCAUCGUCCUCACCCCAAAGCUGGAGGACUAUCGGGCCGCGCGAGUUCGUGAAGUCGCUCGACCCAGAUCUCAGAGAAAUCUUGCGGGCUAUGGUGGCGCUUAACACGACCGCCUUUGAACAGGACCCGGCUGAACGAGGCACGGGCACCCAGAGUGAUUCUCUGGAAGGGGAGACAUUUGUGGGCACUGCCACAGAGACAGCCCUUCUGCGCCUCGGCCGAGAGCACCUUGGCAUGGGACCUCUGACCCAGGAGCGCGAGAAUGCCGACAUUGUCGAGACGCUGCCGUUCAACGCCGUGCGCAAGUGGAUGGCCGUCGUGGUAGGCAUGCCAGGGGAUGAGCAGGGGAACGGCAAAAAGUACCGGCUGCUUGUCAAGGGCGCUGCCGAGAUCCUCCUAGAUCGAUGCUCGGAGCUUAUUGAGAAUCCCAAAGACGGAGUUUCUAAAAGGCUACUCGACACCGACAGGAGACAGCAGGUGGCCAGGGCGACAGCUGCAUAUGCCAAGCGACAACUACGGCCAAUCGCACUUGCAUACAAGGACUUCGACCACUCGCAACCGGACCCCUACAGGCGAGACGAUAUCUUUGAGCUCGCCGCAAGGGACUUGAUCUUCAUCGGCACGCUUGGCAUCCAAGACCCGCUCAGGCCCGAGGUGAUCGACGCGGUCCGCCAGUGUCAAACCGCGGGCGUCUUUGUGCGCAUGGUCACGGGCGACAACAUUGACACCGCAAUGUCCAUCGCCCAGGAGUGCGGCAUCUACACGGCCGGCGGCCUUGCCCUCGAUGGCCCGACUUUUCGGGCUCUCACCGAUGCGGAGCGCGACGUGGUGGUCCCACGUCUGCAGGUACUGGCACGGUCGAGCCCCGACGAUAAGCAGGUACUCGUCCGUCACCUCAGGAGACUGGGCGAGACGGUGGCCGUGACGGGCGACGGCACCAAUGACGCCUUCGCGCUCAAGGCUGCCGACGUCGGGUUCGCCAUGGGCGUUUCGGGCACAGAUGUCGCCAAGGAGGCGAGUGCCAUCAUCCUGAUGGAUGACAACUUUGCCAGUAUUGUUAGCGCGCUUGCCUGGGGUCGAGUCAUCAACGAUAGCGCAAAGAAGUUCUGCCAGUUUCAAUUCACCAUCAACAUCACUGCUGGGCUGCUUACUAUUGUUACCACUCUGGUAGAGAGCGUCGACGCAGCCGUCUUUGCCGUCAUUCAGCUACUCUGGCUCAACCUCAUCAUGGACAUCUUUGCAGCAUUGGCCUUGGCCACUGAUUUCCCCACCAAGACACUUCUCCAGAGACGCCCAGAGCCACGCGGUGCUGCAAUCAUCACCCCGACAAUGUGGAAGAUGGUGCUCGGACAGGCCGUGUACCAGCUAAUUGUCAUUUUCACCUUACAUUAUCGUGGUUAUGAGUACUUUAUGGGCGCUGGUGGAGGUCUGGGUGGCGAUAAAGGGCUGGGAUCCGAGCGGCAGAUGCAGACGUUUGUGUUCAACAUUUACAUGUUCAUGCAAGUCUUCAACCAGACGAACUGUCGCCGCACGGACAACAACUUGAAUGUCUUUGAGGGCAUUCACCGAAACCUGUGGUUUCUUGUGGUGCAGCUCAUCACCAUCGGAGGCCAAGUGGCAAUCAUACUCAAGGGCGGGUCGGCUUUUCAGACCGAGCCUCUGACUGCCGAGCAGUGGGGAUGGACCCUGUUCUUUGGAUUGCUUACUUUCCCUGUCGGCGCCCUGAUCCGGAUGAUCCCCGACGAGCUGGUUCUUUCUUUUGCCCGCAGGUAUCUGAGACCGUUGGCAUGGCCCAUCAUCAGGAUUGUGCGCUGGUCAAGAGAGCGCAAGCUGGUGCAGAAGCUGGAGAAGGAGUUCAUGGAGGCCGCUGAGGCUGCGGCUGCAGAGCGGGCAAGGCGAGCAUCAAACGCUGAAGCGGACGAUGAUGACGAGCCUGACGAAGAGCGCCGGAUUCGAAGGAUGCAGUGGCGCUGGGGAAAGAAGCACGAUCCAAAGAAGCAUGCUCUUCGGCAACAAGUCAGGAAACAUAUCGCCGAGAGCAAAACGACCACUGGGGAAACUUCAGAGGGCAGCGCCGUCAUGGAUGUCGGACGAGCAGCUGAGCAUUCAAGCAGUAAUGCGACAAAUCCGGCCGAAAAUAUCAGCGAUCAAGUACCUCCAGAAGACUUGGUGGAGUCUCUUUCCAGGCGUCUAUCGAAGGACGGAGGUAGAGGACUGCCAGCGAUCACGACAUUACCUCAGGGCACGAACACUUUGGGAUGCUUUCACGUGCACCCAGACACCCUCGAAAGAGACCCGGUUCUCAUUCCGCGGAACUUUGAUGGCUCGCAGAAGCACCCACCGAGCCAGGAUCCGACUGUCCUUCAACACAUGGGGUUUAGCUUGAAGAGCAGGUAGUUUCUACGGUCGAUUCAAGAUUACGACCAUCACAGCAGCUUUGGAGAGUUGCUACUUGCCUAGCUAUUAAAUUUUAGAAUCCUGCUUUCCUUCUAGCCCUACUGUUUACCUGCUCGGAUAGGUAAUUCAUUG
This is a messenger RNA of Microdochium trichocladiopsis, 4218 nucleotides long. RefSeq lists its product as uncharacterized. The coding region runs from base 106 to 4086 and encodes 1326 amino acids. Gene Ontology annotation, biological process: intracellular calcium ion homeostasis. Gene Ontology annotation, molecular function: ATP hydrolysis activity; P-type calcium transporter activity; ATP binding. Gene Ontology annotation, cellular component: membrane; intracellular membrane-bounded organelle. Lineage: Eukaryota; Fungi; Ascomycota; Sordariomycetes; Xylariales; Microdochiaceae. The transcript has 6 exons. The record is from RefSeq and is a predicted model, not a curated record.